Aspergillus pseudonomiae is the source of this 1961-nucleotide messenger RNA. RefSeq lists its product as uncharacterized. The record is from RefSeq and is a predicted model, not a curated record. NCBI's taxonomy places the organism in Eukaryota, Fungi, Ascomycota, Eurotiomycetes, Eurotiales, Aspergillaceae. Bases 441 to 1391 code for a protein of 316 amino acids. The transcript has a single exon.
AAAACCAAAGACAGCAUCGGAUCAAGCCGGGACAAUUGGCUUAACGAUAAAAGGGGUUCACAUGGGACAUUUUAUCGGGGUGAUUGGAGCUGAUACACGAUGAGGCGUUAAAUUUAACCUGUGGCGCCGUGGCUGGCGGAUCGGGACGCAUCCGAAAUGGAGACUAUAACAUGUAUCGCCAUGUUUUUGCCCUCCCCAUUUGACUAGUCCGCGCAAGUAUUAGGAGGGUGGCGCAAGUAUUAGGAGGGUGGCGCAUGGCAAAAGGGGGGAAUUCGAUAGUAGGUAGCUUAAGCGGCGGUUGCCUAACCAAGCCCUAAAAAUGGAAACAUAAGUUGUUAAACUUGAUAAGCGCUAGACUGGUAUUUGUGGGGAUUUUUUUUCUGUACAGUGCCUUCGAUAGCACCUCUCAAACCAAGAACAUAUUCCAUAGAUAGAGUAUCAUGCAUCUAGACCAUAAGCUCCCUUGGAACACAGUCUCUUCACAUUUCGGCUUCAUCAAAGAAAACCAAUACAAGAACCGCAAGAACGACUUCGUUAUCCAUGACCGUUUCAUUGAUCGCGAGUCUGCUGAGUUAAACCACUUUACAAAAUCCCUUAUCUCCGUGAUUGAGGAGUUUGCAACUACUGAGCGAGCUAAGUACCCACCGUCUACGGCUCUGCCAACAUCCGGGCCUCUUUUCGACACGGCUAUUUUACCGGCCAUCGAACAGAAAUACCACCUCGAACCACACCGAACCAAUUCGGCAGUCUCCAAUCCCCUUUGUGAAGAAUUCCAGAAUGUCGACCAUUGGAUCCGCGAGGAUCCAUAUAGCACCGCUGAUGGGGACUUAGCUGAUGCCGUGAAAAUGCUCCUUAUCACCAAUGAAAUGCUCGCUUUACUACGUCUAGCAAACCACAAGAAGAUCCCGCUGGCGACCCUUGAUUCUCUAAGCUGGGGCCACAGCUUCGGUGUCAACCAUCUCCCGGACGUAGCUCUACAAGCCUACCUACUGCUGAACAUCGCCGCUGCUGUGAAAACCAAUGCCAAACGCGGGUCUGCAGAUGACACUGUCCGUCUGACGGAGACGCAGCGGUUCAGGUACUUUGCUGGUUGGGCGCUGGCAGAUCAUGACUACCCUACGCAGAAUAUCCCGCACCGUCUGUUUUGGAAUGCGAAGGGCAUCACUGAUGGCCAUUGCUCAUCGUGGGAUCCGUUGAGCCUGGAUACGGAUGUGGAAAGGGCAGAGAUGAAGGCGUAUUUGAAGAUGUGUUUUGAGUUGUUGUAUCGGUAUGACCUUUUGAUGAGGGAGUUGGGUAGAGAUCCAGGGUGGAGGGAGAGGAUCUUGGGUAUUCUGCGAAUGUGGGGAGCCCGGUCUGUUACUAUGGAUGAAUCGGGGUUCUGCUUUGCCUGACUGGGCUCGGUGAUGGAUCUCUGAUCUAGAACAAGGUAGGGAGAGAGAAGACAUGAGAGCUAAGCACUACAUAGUAUCAUCCAUAGUUGGAGUAGUGAGAAUCUAGUUCUCUCAUACUUAACGCGUUGGAGGAUGUUAUGGCCUUGAGGCCUCUUCAAGUAAGUAGCCAGGUGACGAUGUACACCCUACUCGAGAGAUGUCAUAUCGAAUGGAUGAUUCGGGGGUACAAAUGAGCAGCCAAGACUGCCAAGAUACCACACUAGUUCGAUGCUGCAUGACGUGGCCAAUUGAGUAUAUGCCAUAGGUCAGUUGGCUGUGUUUAUUCCCAUAUGUGACCCAGAGCGGAGAACACAGUAACUCUUGAUAACCAUAAACCUCCACGCAUGCAUUCUUCAGCUUCCAACACUGUUGAGAACGGUUUAUAGUAGGUUUGGUAGUGCAGCUUGACACCAGCAGAGGUUGAGUACCUGCGGUUGUAUGGGUCACUUAGAGAGGGAUACGAUGGAAAUAAUUGUCUAAACCGCAAUCAUAGAUUGACCAGCAGCUGUAAUGAAGUGAGUGGAGAAGCUA